AUGUAUUCAUCCGUGUGGCUCUUCGUUCAGACCGGAUCAUGCUGUGGCGAGUUUCAAAGCAAAGUCAAUAGAGACAUAGGUACAGAGGAGGUGGGUACAGAGGAGGUGGGUACAGAGGAGGUGGGCACAGAGGAGGUGGGUACAGAGGAGGUGGGUACAGAGGAGGUGGGUACAGAGGAGGUGGGUACAGAGGAGGUGGGUACAGAGGAGGUGGGUACAGAGGAGGUGGGCACAGAGGAGGUGGGUACAGAGGAGGUGGGCACAGAGGAGGUGGGUACAGAGGAGGUGGGUACAGAGGAGGUGGGUACAGAGGAGGUGGGCACAGAGGAGGUGGGUACAGAGGAGGUGGGCACAGAGGAGGUGGGCGCAGAGGAGGUGGGUACAGAGGAGGUGGGUACAGAGGAGGUGGGUACAGAGGAGGUGGGUACAGAGGAGGUGGGCACAGAGGAGGUGGGUACAGAGGAGGUGGGUACAGAGGAGGUGGGUACAGAGGAGGUGGGUACAGAGGAGGUGGGUACAGAGGAGGGACUGUGUGUGGACCACAGGGACAGGGUGGAGCACAGGGACAGAGUGGAGCACAGGGACAGAGUGGAGCACAGGGACAGAGUGGAGCACAGGGACAGGGUGGAGCACAGGGACAGGGUGGAGCACAGGGACAGAGUGGAGCACAGGGACAGAGUGGAGCACAGGGACAGAGUGGAGCACAGGGACAGGGUGGAGCACAGGGACAGAGUGGAGCACAGGGACAGAGUGGAGCACAGGGACAGGGUGGAGCACAGGGACAGGGUGGACCACAGGGACAGAGUGGAGCACAGGGACAGAGUGGAGCACAGGGACAGAGUGGAGCACAGGGACAGGGUGGACCACAGGGACAGAGUGGAGCACAGGGACAGAGUGGAGCACAGGGACAGAGUGGAGCACAGGGACAGAGUGGAGCACAGGGACAGAGUGGAGCACAGGGACAGGGCACAGGGAGCACAGGGACAGGGUGGAGCACAGGGACAGAGUGGAGCACAGGGACAGAGUGGAGCACAGGGACAGAGUGGAGCACAGGGACAGAGUGGAGCACAGGGACAGAGUGGAGCACAGGGACAGGGUGGAGCACAGGGACAGAGUGGAGCACAGGGACAGGGUGGAGCACAGGGACAGGGUGGAGCACAGGGACAGGGUGGAGCACAGGGACAGAGUGGAGCACAGGGACAGGGUGGAGCACAGGGACAGAGUGGAGCACAUAUCCGUUUGUGCGUCUCUACAGAGCGGUCCGUUUGUGCGUCUCUACAGAGCGGUCCGUUUGUGCGUCUCUACAGAGCGACACACACUCUGGUGGUGGUGUCUGGGUUGACACAGACUCUGGUGGUGGUGUCUGGGCUGACGCAGACUCUGGUGGUGGUGUCUGGGCUGACACAGACUCUGGUGGUGGUGUCUGGGCUGACACAGACUCUGGUGGUGGUGUCUGGGCUGACACAGACUCUGGUGGUGGUGUCUGGGCUGACACAGACUCUGGUGGUGGUGUCUGGGCUGACACAGACUCUGGUGGUGGUGUCUGGGCUGACACAGACUCUGGUGGUGGUGUCUGGGCUGACACAGACUCUGGUGGUGGUGUCUGGGCUGACACAGACUCUGGUGGUGGUGUCUGGGCUGACACAGACUCUGGUGGUGGUGUCUGGGCUGACACAGACUCUGGUGGUGGUGUCUGGGCUGACACAGACUCUGGUGGUGGUGUCUGGGCUGACACAGACUCUGGUGGUGGGGAGACUGUGGAUCCUGAGGCUGUGGAGGAUCCUCCACAAACUUCAGUCUGGACCUGGUCCCAGAUGUGAGACCCUCAGGAGUGACUGGUCUAAGGCGUUACCAUGGGACUUCAGGAGUGACCAGUCUAUGGGAGAACCAUGGGACUUCAGGAGUGACCGGUCGAUGGGAGAACCACUGAAGUUCAGGAGUGACCAGUCUAUGGGAGAACCAUGGGACUUCAGGAGUGACCGGUCUAUGGGAGAACCACUGAAGUUCAGGAGUGACCAGUCUAUGGGAGAACCACUGUGCUUCAGGAGUGACCAGUCUAUGGGAGAACCACUGUGCUUCAGGAGUGACCAGUCUAUGGGAGAACCACUGAAGUUCAGGAGUGACCAGUCUAUGGGAGAACCACUGUGCUUCAGGAGUGACCAGUCUAUGGGAGAACCACUGAAGUUCAGGAGUGACCAGUCUAUGGGAGAACCACUGAAGUUCAGGAGUGACCGGUCUAUGGGAGAACCACUGAAGUUCAGGAGUGACCAGUCUAUGGGAGAACCACUGAAGUUCAGGAGUGACCGGUCUAUGGGAGAACAAGAGAACUUCAGGACAGAAGCGGCUGCAGAUGUCUCCACUGGUCCGCACCAUGGCUCUCACCUGGUCUCCAUAUUUAAGCACAGGGACACUACAGGCAGCGAUCCUCUGUACCUGUGUGCUGUAGCACAGGGACACUACAGGCAGCGAUCCUCUGUACCUGUGUGCUGCAGCACAGGGACACUACAGGCAGAUCCUCUGUACCUGUGUGCUGUAGCACAGGGACACAACAGGCAGCGAUCCUCUGUACCUGUGUGCUGUAGCACAGGGACACUACAGGCUCAGGACCAGCGAUCCUCUCACAGGGACACUACAGGCAGCGAUCCUCUGUACCUGUGUGCUGUAGCACAGGGACACUACAGGCAGCGAUCCUCUGUACCGUGUGUGUGCUGCAGCACAGGGACACUACAGGCAGAUCCUCUGUACCUGUGUGCUGUAGCACAGGGACACAAAGGCAGCGAUCCUCUGUACCUGUGUGCUGUAGCACAGGGACACUACAGGCAGCGAUCCUCUGUACCUGUGUGCUGCAGCACAGGGACACUACAGGCAGAUCCUCUGUACCUGUGUGCUGUAGCACAGGGACACUACAGGCAGAUCCUCUGUACCUGUGUGCUGCAGCACAGGGACACUACAGGCAGUGAUCCUCUGUACCUGUGUGCUGUAGCACAGGGACACUACAGGCAGCGAUCCUCUGUACCUGUGUGCUGUAGCACAGGGACACUACAGGCAGAUCCUCUGUACCUGUGUGGUGUAGCACAGGGACACUACAGGCAGAUCCUCUGUACCUGUGUGCUGUAG
Molecule: messenger RNA, 3117 nt
Organism: Knipowitschia caucasica
Lineage: Eukaryota; Metazoa; Chordata; Actinopteri; Gobiiformes; Gobiidae
Source: the annotation of a GenBank genome assembly